AUGGCCAGCGACAGCGAGAGUGGAUCGAGUGGAUCCUCUAGCAGCGAGGCUGGGGGUACGGUGGGGCGUGGCAGAGCUUGGGUAGGUUUGCUCAGUUGGAAAGCCAUGGCACGAUCUUAUCCCAUGGAGUGGAGUGAGCUGGACCAAGGCCUCAUGGAUGCGGGAUUUGACUGGUACACGGUGUUCGAUGCCACCCUGGUUUCACAGUUUCCUGUCAUGUGGAUCAUGUCAGCUGUUUCCAAUCACCUUGCCUCUUUGCGCUUUGGGAAAUGUGAAUUCUCUGCCGAAACACACCUUCAUGCCUACAUGUCGUGGCUCCUGAUGAAAUGUGGAAUGGUUUGGCCUCAGCCAGAUGAUGCUGUUUGCAUUGAGAAGUUCACAUCGUUGGCACAUUGUUGGCAGACAGUUGAACGGCUCUCCCUUGAAGAGCUCAUGUUCCCGCAAAGAUGGGAGCACAAAAUCGAUGGUCCUGUCACUAUUGCAGCCAUUUUGGAUGUUCUCUUUCGUGACGCUCAGUCAGGUCAAUCAUCGAUUGUGCACUCGAUUUCAGAUGCUGAUUGUGACAUGAAUGAAGAUGAAACUCCAUGGAUUGAUUUUCCCUCGGUUGAUCACAAUGGAAGUGAUGCUUGCAUUGAUGCAGGUUUUUGUACGGUGAUUUUUGAUGGAGAUGCACUUGCGCCUGUCAAGCUGAAUCCUGCUGUUGGCACCACAUUGCAAGAGCUCCUGCUGGCACACGAGAAGCUGGUUGGAACUGCCUCCAUCCAGCAGUGCGUUGAUGCUUCUGGCCAAAGUUUGCCGCUUUCGCACUGUUUGACAGUAGGGGAAUUAAUCUAUGUCAAAUUCGACACCAAUGCUGUGAUUCCACAAGCCAUCCUGACUGCUGAUGAGACAAAGGCUACUUGCCUGGAUACACCUGUUUCACCCACUGCUGCCUGGACACACCCACCUGUUGCAAGUGGAUGGAAACCGUCCAUCUAUGAUAUCGGUGAAUGUUCUGUCGCAUUGCUGAAAGAUCAGCCGGAAUGGCUGAAUGCUGAACCAUUGACAGGACUGCAAGGUGACCAAUUUUUGUUGCUUUCAACGCCGCAGAUUUCCACCCCUCAACAAUUGUGGUCUGUUCGAAAUCAGUUUUUGAAAGUCCAGGACCGUCUUGCCAUUUUGGAAAAACAAGGACCCAUUUCUUCUGAUGAUGAAUUGCGGUACCAUUUGUUUGCUCUUAGUCAGAAAUUUGUGGAUUUGCAGGUUCAUUUUUCACAUGACACCGUCAAGCAAUUGGUCACCAUUGACCCACUGAUUGCCACUGCCUGGGUUCAGGGGAAGGCCUUUUCAUGUGAGUUAUGGGGACAAGAGCACGGCUUUGUCCACACGCAGUCAUUGCCAGUUGCCACGGUUUUCAAGAUUGGCUCGCACUGGGUCCCAGUGUCUAUGCAUCCGGUUGGAAACGCCUUGCAUGUCUUUGUGUGGGAUGCUGAUGGGUCUAAUCACCUCAAGUUGAAUGAAGUCAUUGAGUGUCUUGGACUUGCCAUGGGUUUCGUAUCGGUUUUCAUACAGCGAGACAAAAGAACUUUCAUCAGUUCUGAUCUUUGUGGUACGCUUGCAAUUGCAUACUUGCACAAUUUGCUGCUGCAUGUUCAAUUACCAUCAAACCAAGAAGAGACCAUGCAUCGGUUCCAUGUGUAUCGAGGUGAGUUCCUGAAGUCAUUGUCAACAUGUGACAUCACCCGAAGACCGUGGGCUUGGGCGAAGGGUGACACCACACAGCCGGGAGCUGCGUCGUCUCUUAGUGACACGGUCCAGCUACCCAUCACCCUGUCCCGUGAUCAGUGGACCGAAAGGAACCAAGAUGUGCGUCUGCAGGGCAAACAGUUGACUGGCAAUGUCGGCUUUGGUUUGCAGGGCUCUUUGUUGAAAGAGCUUGCCGCAGUUUUGACCCAGCAUGGAGUGCCCGUCCACUUGUCAGAGGAUCGUGCAAAUGAUGCCAUUAGGGUCAUUGGCAGUGAGUGCCCUGUGCCCGCUUACUGCUGCAUGUUUUUGGCUCUUUCCUUUGUUGGCUGUGUGCCAUCGGAAGCCUGUGCCCAGGUGCCCAUGUAUCCGCCUGAUGCCUCCCUUGCUGUUUGCAUGUUUGAAUCAGUUGCCUUGGCAGUUCGGGUGUGUGAUUUGCCUGAAGCUGUGACUUGCUAUGGUUGGGAUUUAAUGCCUUCCACGAUGUUUGAAUGGUGGUCUCAUUUUGCUGCAUUGCCCAUGCCAAUGCCCCCACCCAGACUUGCAAUUGCCGGGUGCCUCAACCUAUUUACUGAUGGUAGCUGUUUUCGGCAGAGUCAGCAACAUUUGCGAUUUGCUGCCUGGGCUGUGAUCAUUGCAUCCCCGGUUUUGGACAGUUUGCAGGGCACCCAUGUCCUCGAAAGUGGACCGCUCCCGGGGUUGCUUCAAAGUGCAGUGCGAGCAGAAUUGUUUGCAGUGGUUAGAGCCCUUGAAUUUGCCAUCACAUGUAAAGUUGACGUCACAGUGUGGUCUGACUGCAACGCUGUGGUCAGACGGAUGCGCCGUGUUCUGCAGGGAUCACAGAUCAAACCGAGCAGUGCGCAUGCAGAUUUGUGGACCCGUAUUGCUUGUUUGGUUUCCAACUGUACUAACACGGUCAAGAUUGAGAAGGUUGCAGCCCACAGAAAGAUUGCUUCUGCCAGUAAUGCCCACGAAGCAUGGAUUUUUCGUCAUAACCAAAUUGCUGACCGAGAAGCAGUAAAGGCUAAUCUCCGGCGAUCUCCUGCCUUUUGGGAACUUGUUUCACGACAUGAUGCUGCAGUUGCGUAUGUUGAGGAUGUAAAUCAUUUCAAUCGGAAGGUUCUUUUACUCAUCAGCCAGGCAGUUGUGCGUGACACUCAAGUGGAUGAACAGUGUUUUGAAGCUGUGCCAGUAUCUGGAGUGACGAUGCCUCUUCCGAUUUGGACAGGGCUUCGACCGCUGACACUUCCGGCUCAAGCCAUUCGGUGGUAUGGGGAAGAUGUUGUCAGAAUUGUGGUUAGCUGGUUUUGGGAUGUUCUGUUUACCAGUACUGAGCCUAUUCGCUGGGUUAGCCACAUCCAACUGUAUGCAGAUUUCAUGGCCGCAACUGGGAAUCCGGGCCCGGUCAAACUCAACGGCUGGAGGGAUGGAGCCACUGUCCCGCAUUUGACUCUGAAAGGAUUUUCAUAUCGGCAGCGUGUGCGGUGGUUUACAAAGAUUCUUAAGGAGUGCUUACGCCAUAUGGGCCAAGAAAUCAAGUUUGCUGUUGGACUUCCCUGCUCGAACAUGGUAUGCAUGCACACAGGUGUUUUCGCAGUUCCUUGGCCUGAGUGCAGACUUCUGGCGGUCGAUCGUUGGCUUUAUAAGUUGGGAGACCCACUGCCUGCUAAACAUCUGGAAGAGCAAACCGGUACCAAAACCUAUGAUUUGUGGUGCAGGAAGGGUGGCGGAACAGGGUGGCAGGACAUUAAGGCUACUGAUUUGCGGUGCAGGAAGGGUGGCGGAACAGGGUGGCAGGACAUUAAGGUGACUGAUUUGUGGUGCAGGAAGGGUGGCGGAACAGGGCGGCAGGACAUUCAGGCGAUUGAUUUGUGGUGCAGGAAGGGUGGCGGAACAGGGUGGCAGGACAGUAAGGCUACUGAUUUGCGGUGCAGGAAAGGUCCCUUAACAGGGUGGCAGGACAUUAAGGCUACUGAUUAG
Molecule: messenger RNA, 3702 nt
Organism: Cladocopium goreaui
Lineage: Eukaryota; Dinophyceae; Suessiales; Symbiodiniaceae
Source: the annotation of a GenBank genome assembly